Molecule: messenger RNA, 2669 nt
Organism: Asterias rubens (European starfish)
Lineage: Eukaryota; Metazoa; Echinodermata; Asteroidea; Forcipulatida; Asteriidae
Product: ADAM 17-like protease
Exons: 22
Coding region: 151-2379 (742 amino acids)
Biological process (GO): Notch signaling pathway; membrane protein ectodomain proteolysis
Cellular component (GO): plasma membrane
Molecular function (GO): metalloendopeptidase activity
Source: RefSeq, a predicted model, not a curated record
UCAUGACAUUGUAGUUGUACAGUUAGGUCCUUCUCGAUUCUCUCCUUCGUGAAGGAAGCUCACUGAGUUAUCUUCUUUCCUUUCUUCAGCACUUUUCACCUGAGUGUCUUAACUUCUUAUUAACACACGGCUCGAUUUAAUAUCAGCAUUAUGACUUCGAUAACUGUGUUUACUGUCAUCGUGUUCUUAUCAACCAGCAGUAUGUUCAAAACGAAUGCUAGUUUACAUCAUGUUCUCACCCACUGGGAGACGUUACAUAAGGAUGAUAUUAAGCAUCACAUCGUCAGACGAAGUACCGAUGGAGACGUGGGAAAUGAUGUACGCAAAGUCUCUCUCAAUAUGAUGGGAAGGCGAUUUGAUCUGAACCUAGCACCAAGGUCGGAUCUCUUUUCCUCUGAUUUCAAAGCGUACGUCGUUGACGGCCAGGGCAACAAGAGAGAGCAGUAUGUUGACACAAAUAGCUUCUAUACUGGCUAUUUAGAAGGAGAACCCCACACUGUGGUAAAAGCUCAUGUAGCAGAUGGUUUGCUAACUGCUAAAAUUUAUGCACAGCAGGACCACUACAACAUUGAGCCAUCUUGGAGGCAUGUCAAGGGGUCACAUGACUAUCACAUGAUCGCAUACCGCAGUUCUGCUGUCAAACGCAAUGAAACAUCCUCUUUCUGCCCCUAUGAUCAUCAUUUGCCAGAGGGACUCACGUAUGAGAAGACUCAUGAACAAAUAGAACCACAACCAAAACCAAGUUCCUACACAUCAAAUCGCAAGAAGCGAACUCCACCACGCUAUAAUACUUGCCCUUUGCUGCUGACGGCCGAUUAUCGCUUCUUUCAGGUGAUGGGUGAGGCCAACACACCUCAGACUAUCAGUUACUUGUUGAGUUUGAUUGACAGAGUGGAUCCUAUCUACAGAGAGACGGAAUGGGAGCCAGGUUUUUACGGUUUCGGAUUCGAAGUUAAGGAGAUCAUAGUGCAUGACUCGCCAAAUCCUGAACCUGGUCACUAUAACAGCAAUACCAACCCGGACAAUGCAUGGGACGUACAGAAACUUCUAGAGGCAUACAGUCGUGAGGAUCAUGGAGCGUACUGCCUGGCUCAUCUAUUCACCUAUCAAGACUUUGACAACGGUGUACUUGGUCUGGCUUACAUUGGUACUCCAAGAAGUAAUGCUGUGGGUGGGAUAUGCACUACAAUUUACCAUACAGGUGGUAAACAGUACCUUAAUACCGGCCUUACAACUACAGUCAACUGGGGGCGUAAUGUUCUGACUGAAGAAGCAGACCUUGUCACAGCUCAUGAGCUUGGGCAUAACUUCGGCAGUGAGCAUGACCCAGGGCAAGAAGGCGACGUGUGUUCCCCUGGCAACAAGCGCCAUGGCAACUUCUUAAUGUUUCCUGCCUCAGUCAGUGGAAGAGAGCCUAACAAUAGACUGUUUUCCAAGUGUAGCCUUCGCCUAAUUGCGCCAGUACUACGCGCUAAAUCACCACGGUGCUUCCAAGAACCAAAAGGUGACUCAGUCUGUGGUAACUACCGCGUCGAUCCAGGUGAAGAGUGCGACCUCGGUCACCUUGGCAACAAAAACAUGGAUAAAUGUUGUGACCCCUUCUGCCGCCUGAAGGCUGGUGCCACCUGCAGUGACAAGAAUUCGGCGUGCUGUGAGAAUUGUCAGUUUGCAAGCCCCCAGAAGCUGUGUCGACUAACCGCGGAAAUUGAUAAGAAUUGUGAGCAGAGUGCGCACUGUACGGGGUUUGGGCCUGACUGUCCCCCUUCGCUACCCAAGAACAACGGUGCAGAAUGUGUUGAUAGCGGUGAGUGUCGAGAAGGCCAGUGCAUUCCAUUCUGUGAAAAGAAGAACCACAUUUCCUGCAUAUGCCAAGGCCUUGCGGAGUCUUGCAAACGCUGUUGUCAGAAACCCGGAGAGACUCUCUGUGCCCCUCAAAUCAACUUAACGACAAACACAGAGUUACUUCAAGCUGAUGGUCGGCCCUGCUCUGAGGGAGUCUGCAUCAAGGGGUCAUGUGAGAGUCAGACUCAAGAUUUUAUUGAACGAUUAUUUGAUGUCUUUGAAGGCAUCACCAUCAACAAAAUAGCCCGUAUUUUAAAAGACAACGUUGUUGCAGCUACCAUAAUCAUUUCUCUGGUCAUAUGGCUACCUUGCAGUUGUCUGGUGAAUUACAUGGAUGGUAAAAGAGCAGCCGAGGUAAAGACUGCCGAUGAUUGGCUGAACCCAACAAAUACAGAGAGAUACCUGCCUGAGGAUCGCUCCAGAGUUUACAGCGCUCUUUACGAAAGCUUCGAAGAAAAGGCCGACACCGAACAUCUGCUUCAUUGGUGGGACACACAGAGAACGUCUGAUAGUGGCGAAGCAGAAGCGUCGUUGUGAUUAACUCACGGUCAAUAACUCACUUCCUCACUUUAAAAAAUUCUUGCAAAACCGUGACCUUUUUGCAAAUAAAUUUCUUUUAUCAACGACUACCAUGACACAUUUUCGAAGUUGAGUUGUCGACCACCUGUAAGUUGAGUUGUCGACCACCUGUAAGUUGAGUUGUCGACCACCUGUAAGUUGAGUUGUCGACCACCUGUAAGUUGAGUUGUCGACCACCUGUAAGUUGAGUUGUCGACCACCUGUAAGUUGAGUUGUCGACCACCUGUAAGUUGAGUUGUCGACCACCU